Molecule: messenger RNA, 1839 nt
Organism: Tarenaya hassleriana
Lineage: Eukaryota; Viridiplantae; Streptophyta; Magnoliopsida; Brassicales; Cleomaceae
Product: selenium-binding protein 2-like
Exons: 7
Coding region: 101-1573 (490 amino acids)
Molecular function (GO): selenium binding
Source: RefSeq, a predicted model, not a curated record
UUCCGUCCAACUCUUUCACACGUGUCUGUACACAAAUGACUGUCACGCAUAUCUUGCUCCAUUGCAACAUAAUCGAGGUUUGUUAGAGAGAGAGAGGGAGAUGGCGACGGAGGUGGCUACGAUGGCGGAGAAUUCGACGGCGGUGAGAAAAGCCGCCGCGGAAUGCUGCCGGAGCGGGCCAGGUUACGCGACGCCGCUCGCCGCCAUGUCCGGUCCCCGAGAGAAGCUCAUCUACGUCACCGCCGUAUACACCGGAACAGGGCGUGAGAGGCCGGACUACUUGGCGACAGUCGAUGUGGAUCCGAGCUCUCCGACGUUCUGCAGCGUUAUUCACAGAUUGCCGAUGCCAUAUAUCGGCGAUGAACUUCAUCACUCGGGUUGGAACUCGUGCAGCUCCUGCCACGGUGAUCCUUCGGCUGCCCGACGUUACCUGGUCUUGCCAUCUCUUAUAUCGGGUCGCAUCUAUGCAAUUGACACAAAGGCGAACCCGAGGGCUCCAUCUCUGCAUAAAGUCGUGGAACCUGAGGAGAUCGUGGCAAAGACGGGAUUAGCCUUCCCACACACAGCACAUUGCCUUGCUUCCGGAGAAAUCUUGGUGUCCUGUCUCGGCGAUAAAGAUGGAAACCACAAGGGAAACGGGUUUCUCCUCCUCGACUCUGAAUUCAACGUCAAAAGCAGGUGGGAGAAACCGGGAAACAGUCCUUUGUACGGCUAUGAUUUCUGGUACCAACCUCGGCACAAGACUAUGAUCAGCACAUCUUGGGGAGCACCUGCAGCUUUUUCGAAAGGUUUCGAUCUUCAGCACGUGUCCGAAGGGCUAUACGGAAGGCAUCUGCAUGUUUAUAGUUGGCCGGAAGGGGAACUCAAACAGAUACUCGACCUUGGCAACACCGGUCUCUUACCUUUGGAGAUUAGAUUCUUGCACGAUCCGUCUAAAGAUACAGGGUUCGUCGGGAGUGCCUUGUCGAGUAAUAUGAUUAGGUUUUUCAAGAACAAGGAUGAAACAUGGAGCCACGAGGUGGUCAUAUCGGUUGAACCGCUGAAAGUGCGAAACUGGAUUCUUCCGGAAAUGCCAGGGCUCAUCACCGACUUUCUAAUCUCUCUGGACGACCGAUUCCUCUACUUUGUCAACUGGCUUCACGGAGACAUUCGCCAGUACAGCAUCGAGGACCCCGGAAACCCUCAAUUGACAGGGCAAGUAUGGGCCGGGGGACUUCUCCAGAAGGGCAGCCCGGUUUUAGCAGUGGGAGAAGACGGAAAAACUUUCCAGUUCGACGUCCCCGGGAUCAAGGGACACCGCCUGCGAGGAGGGCCUCAGAUGAUUCAACUGAGCCUAGAUGGGAAGCGACUCUAUGCCACGAACUCGCUUUUCAGCGCAUGGGACCGUCAGUUUUACCCGGAACUCGUGGAGAGAGGCUCGCACAUUGUGCAGAUAGACGUGGAUACAGACAAAGGCGGUAUGGCCAUAAACCCGAACUUCUUUGUGGAUUUCGGGGCGGAACCCGACGGCCCUUCGCUCGCCCACGAGAUGAGAUAUCCGGGCGGCGACUGCACCUCGGACAUCUGGAUCUGAAAAUGGCUCCUCCUCGAAGAAGGAAGUGUGUGUGUGUGUGUAUAUAUAUACAUGGUGCGUUUGCAUUGCCUCUGUAUAGUCGAAUAAGGGCCAAGUAAUAACGGCAAGUGAUCACCUGACUCCGACUGGGAUCGAAGUGUUGAUUCAGACAAAGAGGCAUGUCUUCUAAAAGUCUUUAGGUUGUAAGGAAACGAAACUUUGUUUGGAUGUUAUUGUCACUCUGUAUGCGAAUCUAGCUGAGAAUAAAUUAAAAUCCUGUUUGGUAA